AUGGCUGGUCGUUUUAUGAGAAAUGUCAGUCUCUCAUCUGGAAGUUAUAGAGGUAAUGCUGGAUACGGUGGUGGUAACUAUGGAGGCCAAGGAAAUUAUGGUGGUUUUGAUCAAUCUGCUGCAAUCAAUUUCGAUGGUGGGAAUUUCAAUGUUGCUGCUACUGGUGACGUUGCCACCGGAGGUCCUGCUGGAUAUGGAAGCCAGAAUACGGGAUUUGAUGGUAGUGAUCAAUUCGGUAGUGCUGAAGAUGGCUUCAAGGAGGGAAGAGAAGCAUUCGACUCAAACGAGCCAAUGAAUGAGAACUUCCGGGACAACGACGAUGAGAAUAGAAGUGAUUUCGCCAAAAGGGCAUGA
Molecule: messenger RNA, 354 nt
Organism: Hibiscus syriacus
Lineage: Eukaryota; Viridiplantae; Streptophyta; Magnoliopsida; Malvales; Malvaceae
Product: glycine-rich RNA-binding protein 3, mitochondrial-like
Exons: 2
Coding region: 1-354 (117 amino acids)
Source: RefSeq, a predicted model, not a curated record